AUGGGGGAGUGGACCAACUUCCUCCAGGAUCCAGAGAGCAUCCCAGCCAGCCUCAGGGUCAGGAAAGGAGCCCAGCCUCUCCAGGAGCCAGACAGGCUCGCAGCAGGGUGGGUUGGGGCUCUCCUGGGGCUGAAGCUGAGUGCGGAUCAGCUGGCCCUGGUCUACAGUAUACUGGGGCUCUGCCUGUGUGCCAUCUUCUGCUGCUUCCUGGUGGCAGUGGCCUGCUUCCUCAAGAAGAGGGGGGAUCCCUGCUCCUGCCAGCCCUGCUCAAGGCCCUGUCAAAGUUCAGCCAAGUCUUCCCAGGAUCACGAGGUGGAAGCCAGCAGCCCUGUGGGCACAUCUCCUGAGCCAGUGGAGACCUGCAGCUUCUGCUUCCCCGAUCACAGGACCCCCACCCAGGAGAGUGCGGUCAUGCCUGGGACCCUCAACCCCGUAGGUGAUGGAAGGUGGAGGCACCCUGUGAGGUGCCCUGAUAGAUGGUAGCCUUGGCAUUGUGUGUGGAUGCACCCAGGAGAGGGUCCCAGGUGCCUGAACAGGGGCAAGGAGGAACAGGAGGAGGGAAAGAGAUGGAGAGAGACAGAGAGGAAAGGAGAGAUGAGGAGAGAAACAGAGGAGGCAGAGAGGAAGAGAGAGACAGAGCAGGAGGUCAUGGCUUUCUGGGUCCCAGUUCCGAGUGCAGCUGUAGGUCAUCAUCACCUAAACACAUGUGCAAUAAAGUCCUUGUGCCUCCUGCUCACAGCCCCCGAGAGCCCCUCCUCCUGGAGAAUAAAGCCUUUGGCAGCUGCCCUUCC
Messenger RNA from Pongo pygmaeus (Bornean orangutan), 791 nucleotides. Its product is annotated as tumor necrosis factor receptor superfamily member 13B-like. The transcript has 3 exons. Gene Ontology annotation, biological process: B cell homeostasis; hematopoietic progenitor cell differentiation; negative regulation of B cell proliferation. NCBI's taxonomy places the organism in Eukaryota, Metazoa, Chordata, Mammalia, Primates, Hominidae. The record is from RefSeq and is a predicted model, not a curated record. The coding region runs from base 1 to 483 and encodes 160 amino acids. Gene Ontology annotation, cellular component: plasma membrane.